CAUACAUUAGACGAUAGAUAAAUACUUCAUGCUUACUUAGUUUAAACACCAUUUGUAAGUUUUACCUGUUCUUUAUCUGAAAAAUACAAAUGGCGACUGGUAUAUUAGGACAACGUCAAUAUGUCUUAGGAAUUUUUAUUUUAUCUACUUUAACAGAUUGCUGUAAGUCUGAUGCAUGUUCUGAGGGUGAAGAUUGUUCUGACGACAACAAUGAAGAUAAUGAUAGCACUUUCUCUUCUGGAGAAUUUGCUGGUAUUAUAGCAGGAAGUAUUGUUGGCGCGUGUCUUUUCUUGAUUUGUGUUAUCUGUAUUUGUAAUGCAAUGAGGAGAAAUACUUCAUCUGAACAAGAGUAUUGUCGAGAUAAACCAGCAGUGGCAUCAGUGUCACAUAUAAGUAAUAGACAUACAACAGAGACUCCAAGACCAAUUCAAGAGAAUGGAGGCUAUAUAAACACUGGAUUUGUCAUGGAACCCACAGCACCACCGUACACUGAUUUUAAUUCUGCUCCACCUUCUUAUGAGGACGCUGUUAAUGGAGAUUUUUGUAAAUAAGCGUCGAAUGAGUAGACCCAUACAUGUACUUCCUGUGAGGAAGGUUAUAACCGAUGACAAAAGUCGAUAUCUACAUAUAUAUAACAAGAACUUGAUAUAUAAAUGCAAAUCGACAUGCUAGACACUAACAUCUACUUGUCACCAUGCAUAGACAACACACAUGUUCUACUGCGCCUACUGCACAGCCGUCAUUGAGUGGACAGGAAGCGCAUAAUGUGCAAAAAUCAAGUAUAAUCAACACAAAAACCAUUAUACUGGGCAUAAAAAUAUACAAAGGCUACGGCGCGUAUAGACUUAAGAUAAUUAGAUAAACUUCACCUUGGAAUACGUCAUACCAUAUAUAGAUCCAUUGUUGUUGGAGGAGUAAUACAUGUAUUAAAGAUUAUUGUCUGAUUAGGAAAUACUUUUCAUGGCAUACUCUAUAUAAAAAAGGAGACGUGAUAUGAUUGCAGGUAGACAACUACAUGUAUCCACCAAUGUUCAACUGCUCAUUUUAACAGAAGUAGGAUUACAUAUGUUGUUAUUUUUUCAUUAAAAUUUAGCACGCUAGAAUGACCUUGUGUACAACUAUUGUAAAACACACCAUGACUUACGUUUUUUUUUAUUCAAAUAGUUUAAAACAGAACUAUAUUUUAAUCGAAACAGACAUAAAACACGUUCGAAAGCCAGUCCUUUUGAUUUAACGAA
Molecule: messenger RNA, 1238 nt
Organism: Mytilus trossulus (common blue mussel)
Lineage: Eukaryota; Metazoa; Mollusca; Bivalvia; Mytilida; Mytilidae
Exons: 4
Coding region: 90-551 (153 amino acids)
Source: RefSeq, a predicted model, not a curated record